Molecule: messenger RNA, 1646 nt
Organism: Eruca vesicaria subsp. sativa (arugula)
Lineage: Eukaryota; Viridiplantae; Streptophyta; Magnoliopsida; Brassicales; Brassicaceae
Source: the annotation of a GenBank genome assembly
UCUCAUUUUCCGAUUUCAAUUUCUCAUCCUGAACCCCUCAAAGAUGGAUUCGAUACCAAAGAAGCGACCCAAAUCCGAAACCAAAACCCCAAAACGGAACCCUAAAUCUUCCCCUUCUCCAAUCACAUCACUACUCGAGCCACCACAAAGCUUCUUCCCUUCAAAAGAAGAAUUCAUUAAACUCCUCACCGUGUUGCUCAUCGCUUGUGCAGUAGCUUUCACCUGCAGUUUCCUCUCUAAGCAUCUGAACUCAGACCCAAAAAAAUUCUGCGACAGUAACUCAGAUUCCAUCGAAUCGGACUUGGAUUCGUGUGAACCAUGUCCAGUUAAUGGGGAAUGUCACCAAGGGAAGUUGCAAUGUAAUAAUGGAUACAGAAAGCAUGUGACUUUAUGCUUAGAAGAUGGAGCAAUCAAUGAAUCAACUAAGAAAUUGGUUAGGCAUUUCGAGAGAAAAGUUUGUGAGGCAUAUGCUCAUAAUGAAUGCUAUGGUGCUGGGACCAUUUGGGUUCCGGAGAAUAAUGUUUGGAAAGAUCUACGUGGCAACGGUUUAGUGGAUAACUUAGACGAGUCUGCUUACGAUUUUGUGAAAGCAAAGGCAGUAGAAGCUGUGGCAGAGUUGUUAGAGAAACGGACUAAUGCUAAUGGGAUCAAUGAGUUGAAGUGUCCUGAAUCGCUAAUGGAAAGUUAUAAGCCUUUGACUUGCAGCAUACAACAAUGGCUGUUACGGCACAUUGUUAUUGUUUCGUCCUCCUGUGCAAUGCUUGUGUCAUGCGCAAUGUUGCUUAGGAAAAUCCAGCGGAAGCGACACUUUUCAAGUAGAGUUGAAGAACUAUACGACCAGGUAUGUGACUUCCUGGAAGAGAAUGCAGUGACAUCAAACUCUACAGACAGUAACUGCGAGCCAUGGGUUAUCGCAUCACGGUUGCGUGAUCAUCUUCUUUUGCCUAGAGAAAGAAGAGAUCCUCUCUUGUGGACUAAGGUUGAGGAGUUGAUACAAGAGGAUUCACGUAUAGAUAGGUAUCCAAAAAUUAUAAAGGGUGAACAAAAGGUUGUAUGGGAAUGGCAAGUUGAAGGUUCAAUUAGCUUAUCGAAGCUAAAGAAACGGCGAGAGAUGCAGAAGAAAGUUAAACAAACCAAUGACUCGAACACAAUCUUGCAAGAUAACUACAACAGAAGAAUCGCAGAGACUAGCUCUUAGCACAUACAUUUAGGACAGAGACCAAUAUAGAAGCUUGUCGGUGCUUGCUUCUUCAGGUAAAUGGUAAAAAGAUCCAAGAAUGCAGUGAUUGUUGAUCUUUCCUUUCUGUUCCUGGUUAAUGGUUGAAAUUUGUAAUAGAUGAAGGAGAAUAGUUAGUGUCUGUUGACUUGAGGAACCUGGUUUGGAUUGGAAUUGCAUUGGUACGGUUACCACGGUACAAUUCCGGUUUAAGUUGACUGAGACUUUUAAAAAGUCUUGUCUUGUAAAAAGAGAGAAUCAAAACGAAAGAAGAAAGAAUUUGAUUUUACAUAGAUAUACUUGGGUUUACGAAGUGGUAUUACUUUUGGAACACAGUACAAUAGUAGUAGCCUUUUGGUUUUCCCCGUACGAAGAGUGUGUCACAUCAUCGUUUACAGAGAGACUCCUUAGUUCCCAAGAUUACCUUCCC